AUGAUCAGUCGUUCCUCGAGUUCUCUGUACUCCUUAUGUCGACCAUUCUUUAUUCCAAAUAGUUGUGCUCUAUUGUUGUUUUAUUUCAGAAAUUUUGCCUCCAAUCAAGAGUUGUUCGAAAAGGCUCAGGCUGAUUUGAAGACGUUAAAGGAAGAGCCAGAUGUGGACGUCAAAUUACAGAUGUACGCCUUAUUUAAGCAGGCUACUGUUGGGGACGUCCAGGGAAGCCGGCCAGGGAUGAUGGACUUUGCUGGUAGGGCGAAAUUUGAUGCCUGGUCUAAGAUUAAAGGAAUUAGUAAGGACGAAGCGCAAGCGCAAUAUGCCAAAUUGGUUCAGUCGCUGUUGGGUGAACAGUCACCUUCAGCUCCACCUGGAACCGCUCCAAUGGGAUUGCAGCCUGUCGAAGGUUUAGAUGUAUCUGUGGAAGGCAAGGCCUUCCAAAUCAAAUUUAAUCGUCCGAAGAAAUUUAACGCAAUAACACUGGAUAUGUACAAGGGUAUAAUAGCUGCCCUUAAAGCUUCAAAUCAAGAUAAAUCUACCUCUAUCACAGUUAUAACAGGUACUGGAAAUUUCUUCUGUUCUGGUAAUGAUCUCAGUAAUUUCGCGAAGGCUGCUUCUGCUAGCAAAGAAGAAGUCAAGGAAAUGGCUGAAACUGCUGCUGAAGUUCUGAAGGAGUAUAUCCAGGCAUAUAUUGACCACGAAAAACCAUUAAUUUGUCUCAUCAACGGCCCCGCUGUAGGCAUCGCUGUCACGGUUCUACCUCUUUUCGACUAUGUUCUUGCUACUGACAUGAGCACGUUCCACACUCCUUUUUCUACACUUGGGCAAUCGCCUGAAGGUGCGUCGUCGUACACUUUCCCGAUUCUCAUGGGGCAACUACGAGCCGCAGAGUUCCUCAUCUUGAACAAAAAGCUUACUGCUUAUCAAGCGCUCGAUGCCGGUCUUGUGAAUGAGGUUAUCGCAAAUAAUGAAUUCGAGACAAGAGCUGCAGCCGUAGUCAAGCAGCACUCUUCUCUACCACCAGAAAGCUUGCGAGUUAACAAAAUGCUUCUUCGGUCGUUCCACAAAGAAAUGCUAACGAAAGUUAAUGAAAUCGAAUGUAAAACUAUCUGUGAGCGCUGGCAAUCGAAGGAAUGUGCAGCGGCUAUAGCUGCUUUCCUCAGCCGUUCCAAGAAGUAG
This is a messenger RNA of Haemonchus placei, 1179 nucleotides long. NCBI's taxonomy places the organism in Eukaryota, Metazoa, Nematoda, Chromadorea, Rhabditida, Trichostrongylidae. The record is from the annotation of a GenBank genome assembly.